UAGGCGUUAACAUGCCCCGCUGUCAAAACGCUGGCGAGCCCAGAAAAUACGCCGGCUGCCACACGAGCCACCUCGGUGGCCAAGUCCCUCUAACAUUCUAAAAAAAUAAUUAGUAGUUAAGUGUUUUAAUGGGUAGGGCAUGAUUUCAUGGUACUUUUUCAGUUCAAUCGUUAAACGCCCACACGGGCCAUUGAUUCGGGUUUAAACGGGUUUAAAUGUACAUAAAGUGAUUAGGGACCAAACAGUUAACGUGUUUCAAGUGUAUUGUAACCAUUAGGAUUAAGCGUCUCAGUUGACCAUGGCGCUGGCUAAUGUAACCCCUCACGCUGCCAUGGCCGUUGAAGAUAUUCUCAUGCUCUUCGAAAACUCCACUUCUAACAGUUCCAAUAACACCAUAGCCAUAGCUCAUUAUCCCAGUGGCUAUGGGUUGCCUCAAAUAGUUGUGGCCUCGAUAGUCGCUACUAUCCUCAUGAUCAUAGUCGUAGUAGGUAACAUGCUCGUUAUAAUAGCCAUAACCACUGAGAAAUCCCUCAAGAGCAUCCAGAACUGGUUCAUCGGUUCUUUGGCUGUCGCUGAUUUCUUCCUGGGGCUUAUAAUCAUGCCGUUUUCGCUCGCUAACGAACUGAUGGGGUACUGGAUUUUCGGUACCUGGUGGUGCGAUAUACAUUCCGCGAUGGACGUGUUGCUGAGCACUGCCUCGAUUAUGAACCUGUGUUUGAUAUCGCUGGACAGGUACUGGAGCAUCACGCAGGCUGUGGAGUACUUGAAGAAGAGAACCCCAGUCAGAGCUAUUGUUAUGAUUGCAGCUGUUUGGAUUCUGUCUGCGCUGAUUUGUAUACCGCCACUUCUUGGUUGGAAAGUGGAGAGGACGGAAGAGGAGCAAUACCCUCAGUGUCAGCUGAGUGAAGAACUGGGAUACGUGCUGUAUUCUGCUCUUGGCUCUUUCUACAUCCCAUCCUGCAUAAUGGUGUUCGUUUACAUAAGGAUUUAUUAUGCAGCCAAGGCAAGAGCGAGAAGGGGUAUAAGAAAACCACCUCGAAGGCAACCCCAAGAUGCUGUUACAAGUUUCACGAACACAGCUGGGGAUUCCAAGAAUGGAAGCACGAGGGAGGCCCCAGCGGCUGGCUCUGUAGACAGAAACAGCAACACAUCACCAAGGGACGGUGAAAGGCAAAUUGCCACCAUAGAGUCCCAUCCACGACCCAUUCCAAUCCCCACCGUUACUUGUGAUUUAGCCUCCGACAUCUCCACCAGCGAUCAAGGAGAAUUAGCCAAUAAUGAAGGAAUAGACUUACAGAAAGAUACCUUGCAGGUAUUUCCAUCCGCCCAAGUGGUCCGUAGUUCACUCUCGCAGUGUCAGCUGAGCGGAUCGACCUUAUCAGUCAACGGCGAACUGCAGCAACAAGCAGCAGCAAUUGCUAGGACUCGACAACACUCCAUGGGCAUCGAUACGGACAUGGUGAGUGAGUUCGAUCCGAGCAGCUCCGAUUCGGGCGUGGUUGCGAGGUGUACUGUAGUGAAACCCCUCAAACUGAGACUGUGCAAGCCGAUAUUCGGCCGUAGGACCCCCAAAAACCGCAGAUCGGAGGGUAAGAAGCUAAAGAACCACAGUGAGGAGAUGAUAGUGGAACAGGUAGUGCCAAAAGUGCAAAAACCUCGCGAUCCGGAGAGGGAGAAGCGGAGGCUGGCGAGGAAGAAGGAGAAGAGGGCCACGCUGAUCCUGGGGCUCAUAAUGGGCUCCUUCAUCGCCUGCUGGCUGCCCUUCUUCAUCAUGUACAUAUUGAGGUUAGCCUACGACAUACCGAACAUAGCUUUCUUGACGGCGUUCUGGCUGGGUUACAUGAACUCGGCCUUGAAUCCGGUCAUCUACACCAUCUUCAACAAGGAUUUCCGAAGGGCGUUUCGAAGGAUUCUGUUCAAGUGAUGUUUAGCCUACGUGUGCUGCUAUGAGUGCGUCAGUCGUAGGAUACGGACUGCGCAGUACCGCGGUGCACCAAGCAUGUUGUACAGACGUUAGUUUUUCUAAGACAAUCUUGAGUCCACUCACUUUCGGUUAGUUUUAGAUAGGAAAUUUUGUGGGCAAUGCAGACUCCCUAUUCUACAUUCCUAAUUCGAGAAGUACAUAAUCAAAUUUCGAAUAAUAUUGCAUAUGUUGGAGAUUAGAGUAGCAGAAAGAAUUAUAAGCGAGAAAAUACGUCGACUAAGAUCAAUUUUGACAAUCCAAAUACUAGAUAAAUAGAGUCUUCUUAUCCUGAAUCAACUUCACUCAAAAUCUGUGAGUACGUGACUAUAAAUCCUGAAAAUCUAAUGGUUCAUUGCAAUAUCAGCCAUUCUGUUAUUCAUAUCAAUUCCGUGAUCAUAAAAACUCUUUCAACAAUUUGACAAAUGACUUUUCAACUCAUAUUAUGUGUGAACUAGUCAUCUUCAAUUUUAAAAUCAAGGGACGAGGUAAGUUACCCCUUAUUAAGUCUGCUUUCUGUCUCUAUUCACUCCACACAGCUAUAGAGUCAGUGU
Molecule: messenger RNA, 2514 nt
Organism: Coccinella septempunctata (seven-spotted ladybird)
Lineage: Eukaryota; Metazoa; Arthropoda; Insecta; Coleoptera; Coccinellidae
Gene: Octalpha2R
Product: alpha-2C adrenergic receptor
Exons: 4
Coding region: 299-1924 (541 amino acids)
Biological process (GO): adenylate cyclase-activating adrenergic receptor signaling pathway
Cellular component (GO): membrane
Molecular function (GO): G protein-coupled amine receptor activity
Source: RefSeq, a predicted model, not a curated record